AUGAAAUUCUGUACUAGCCUCUUGUCGGUGCUUUAUUUAGUGAGUUUACAUAUUUUUACAUGUGAUACAAGGCUAAUUCCCCAAAAAACUUGCCAGAGACUGAAACUGGAAAAAGACACUGAAAACCUCUACAACAAAACAGCCAGGUUCAAAGAACUCUUUCCUAAAGACAACAUUACAGACAUUCAGUUUUUGACAGAAGAAUUGAAACAAGAUUUUAUGGCUCAGAAAAACUGCAAUCUGAGGAACAACUUUCUGUCUUUCUACAUUAAGACUUUCCUAGAAAAACCUCCAGUCCAGGAAAAGGCUAAGAAACUUAAAAUUAUCCAAGAUCUGAUGGUUAUCCAGGACAUGCUUCUGCACUGUAAAAAAAGUCACUGUGACCAUAAAGAAACUGGAAUUAAAAGUCUCACAGAACUGAAAAUCAAAAUUCGCCAGAUUAACGGGAACAAGGUAUUAUGGAAAGCCAUAAGCGAAAUGGAUACACUUCUUGAGUGGAUUUAUGAGUAUGUUGAAGAGAUGUUAUGA
This is a messenger RNA of Xenopus tropicalis (tropical clawed frog), 528 nucleotides long. RefSeq names its product interleukin 26 (gene il26). Gene Ontology annotation, cellular component: extracellular region. Bases 1 to 528 code for a protein of 175 amino acids. Lineage: Eukaryota; Metazoa; Chordata; Amphibia; Anura; Pipidae. The record is from RefSeq and is marked provisional. The transcript has 5 exons.